Molecule: messenger RNA, 920 nt
Organism: Pneumocystis murina B123
Lineage: Eukaryota; Fungi; Ascomycota; Pneumocystomycetes; Pneumocystales; Pneumocystaceae
Exons: 4
Coding region: 45-920 (291 amino acids)
Biological process (GO): ribosomal large subunit assembly; translation
Cellular component (GO): cytosolic large ribosomal subunit; ribosome
Molecular function (GO): 5S rRNA binding; structural constituent of ribosome
Source: RefSeq, a predicted model, not a curated record
AUUUGUCAGUCAAGUUUUUUAGUAGUCAUUAUUUUUUAAAAAAAAUGACUUUUACAAAGCAGGUUAAAAACAAGGCGUAUUAUAAGCGAUAUCAAACAAAAUAUCGUAGACGGCGCGAAGGGAAGACAGAUUAUUAUGCACGUAAGAGGCUUGUUAUGCAGGCAAAAAACAAAUAUGAUACUCCUAAAUAUCGCCUUGUUGUACGAUUCACCAAUAAGGAUAUUAUGUGUCAAAUUGUUUAUGCUAAAGUUCAGGGAGAUUUUGUUUUUGCAGCAGCUUAUUCUCAUGAAUUGCCGAGAUACGGUAUUAAGCAUGGAUUAACAAAUUGGUCAGCUGCAUAUGCAACUGGAUUAUUAGUUGCUAGAAGAGCUUUGACUAAACUGGGUCUGGCAGAUAAAUAUGAAGGUGUAGUAGAACCUGAUGGAACAAUGUCAAUAACAGAACCUAUUGACGAUUGUCCUCGUCCUUUUAAAGUCUUUCUGGAUGUUGGUUUAAAGCGGACAUCAACAGGAAGUAGAGUUUUUGCAGCAUUAAAAGGUGCCAGUGAUGGAGGAAUUAAUAUCCCUCAUUCCCAGAAUCGUUUUCCUGGAUACGAUAUCGAAACUAAAGAAUUAGAUCCUGAAGUCCUUCGAAAAUACAUUUUUGGAGGCCAUGUUUCUGAAUAUAUGAGCAUGCUCAUGGAAGAUGAUGAGGAAAGAUAUAAAAAACAGUUUUCCGGUUUAAUUUCUGAUGGAAUUGACUGCGAUCAACUUGAAGAUAUGUACGCCGAAGCACAUCGCAGGAUUCGAGAAGACCCUACAUUUGUUCCUACAAAAAAGACAAGAGAUUAUAAGAAGGAGUUCUGUGUAUUUAAGAAACCGAAAAUUUCAAAUGAGGAAAAACGUCGAAAAAUUCAAGAAAAACUAGAAAAUCGAAGUUAA